AUGCCUCUCCCUUCAAUCGCCCGCCUCGGCCUCGGUCUCACUAUCGGUCUCUCCGCCGCAACAACCUUACACCUCCACCCAUACUCCCCCUUCCGCGCCGCACCGAUGCAAUGCCAGUACACCGCGCCGUACUCCCGGCCGGACACGCAGACAAACCCGGACAACGGUUGGGCCGUACAUGCCAACGAUCCCAUCCUGCAGAAGCAGGGCACCACACAGACUACGAGCCGGUCAUCUAUCUUUGCGGGAUUCUUGUCCGCGCAGACGAUGCGGCAGUGGGCUGCCUCCAAAGGGUACAAUAUCCUCCCCAUCAACCGCAUGCAAAAGUACGUCAAGAAGGUCGACCUGCGGCGCGCGAUGUCGGAACACCGGCCGUUCAAGAUGAGUUUCGGGACGGUGAUGGCACUGGCUGCGUUUGCGCAGUUUUAG
Molecule: messenger RNA, 429 nt
Organism: Penicillium riverlandense
Lineage: Eukaryota; Fungi; Ascomycota; Eurotiomycetes; Eurotiales; Aspergillaceae
Exons: 2
Coding region: 1-429 (142 amino acids)
Source: RefSeq, a predicted model, not a curated record